UCUUUUUAUCGCACCGGCUGAAUGAUGGCAGAGACGGAGAUCGACGGCGAUCAGGGGCUCCGCAGCUCGUUCACCACCUACAUGGCGGAGGGGGAGCAGCUGUGCCAGAAGGGGGAGUACAAGAAGGCGGUGGAAAGCUUCGGCAAUGCUCUGAUUCUUCAGCCCUCGGAGAAGCACUGCUUGGUCGCUCGCUCAAAGUGCUUCUUAAAGCUUGGAGACCCGGAAUCUGCCCUACGAGACGCAGAAGCCUCUCUACAGGAGGAGAGCGAGUUCUUCAGGGGACUUUACCAGAAAGCCGAGGCUCUGUAUGCCAUGGGAGACUUUGAAUUUGCCCUUGUCUAUUACCACAGAGGGUUCAAACUACGACCCGAACUCCAAGAGUUUCGCUUAGGCAUUCAAAAAGCACAAGAAGCGAUCGAGAAUUCUGUGGGAACUCCUUCCUCCGUCAAACUAGAGAAUAAAUCCGAUAUCUGUUUUCUGAGCAAACAAGAAGAGAGCAAGAGAGCGAAACAGAAGGUGACAAUUAAAGCCCCCAAGAAGGACACAAAGCAACAGAAGAAGGUGGACCCAUUAAGAAGCCAAAAGACUGCGCGGCACCUCCUUGGAGAACUCUACAGUGAUAAGGAAUAUCUGGAGUCUCUUCUGAAGGAUGAAGAUCUUGUGAAAGAAAACACCAGAAGUGGCAUAAAGCUACAGGACUUGAUCAUGCAUGGCAUCACGUAUUUAGACACCCGCACAGAGUUCUGGAGACAGCAAAAGCCCAUCUAUGCCCGUGAAAGAGAUCGCAAGAUCAUGCAGCAGAAAUGGAACCGGGAUAAGAAGCCGACUGACCCCAGCAGAUACAUUCUAAAAAGUUUGGAGGAGAUUGACCAGCUCUCACUUAAAGGUAACGCAGAGGAGAGCUGUAAGAAGGCCCAGCGAGUGCUGAAGACCCUUCAGAGCUGGCCAGGAGAGGACAUCCCCAACAGACAGGAGCUGAUUGGGAACCUUUACAGCUGCAUUGGCAACGCGCAGAUGGACGCGGGACGGAUGGAGACGGCGCUCCAGAGCCACCAGAAAGAUCUGGAGAUUGCAAAGGAAUGCGACCUCCCUGAAGCAAAAUCCCGGGCCCUGGAUAACAUCGGGAGAGUUUAUGCACGGAUUGGGAAAUUUAAUGAUGCAAUCAAAGUGUGGGAAGAGAAGAUCCCUUUGGCAAAAUCGAGUCUGGAGAAGACCUGGCUGUUCCAUGAAAUCGGGAGAUGCUAUUUGGAGCUGGAAGUAGCAGCCGAGGCUAAAGAAUAUGGAGAAAAGUCACUCCUGGCAGCAGAGGAAGCCGAGGACGUUGAGUGGCAGCUUAAUGCUAGUGUUUUAGUGGCACAAGCCCAAGUGAAGCUAAAGGAUUACCAGUCGUCCGUCUCCAGCUUUGAGAAAGCACUUGAGAGAGCAAAACGGCUUCACAACGAGGAUGCAGAAGUCGCCAUCUUGAAUGCUUUGGAAGAUGCAAACAGAAAACUUCUGGAGCAGCUGAAAAUAGAUCACGAUGACAAUGAGAAGGAAGAUCGUACACCUGAAGAUAACCCAGGAGGCGGUGAGGAGACAAAUGAGGAAAGCAGCUCGAGAGGCGCUGCCUGAAGCCAAAUGUAGACCUGUUACAGAAAAGAUUGCUGGAUCCAGAGGCUGGGGUUAUCGGACUAAAUAAAAUGUGUAAAUAAAUCAU
This is a messenger RNA of Spea bombifrons (plains spadefoot toad), 1696 nucleotides long. RefSeq names its product outer dynein arm docking complex subunit 4 (gene ODAD4). Bases 22 to 1611 code for a protein of 529 amino acids. The transcript has 12 exons. Lineage: Eukaryota; Metazoa; Chordata; Amphibia; Anura; Pelobatidae. Gene Ontology annotation, molecular function: protein binding. Gene Ontology annotation, cellular component: cytoplasm. The record is from RefSeq and is a predicted model, not a curated record.